AGUAAAUAUAUAGUGUUUUGUUUUUUGAAUAACCUAGUUUAAAAUUUUUGUGUGCUAUAAUGUCCUUAAAUUUAUAUAGCUUCAGUUGAUCCCGUAAACAGGCUCGCGGUAAUCGGGCGGUAAUCCUGCCCGCCCGAGGCGCGCAGAUAGCGCCGCGCGGCUCCUGAGGAUCUGCUGGCGGUGCGGUGCGGUGCGGUGGUGGGAGGCCCCCCUCCCCCCCUACAACACCCUGCCGCAGCAGACCACGUGACAGCGGCCCGCCGCCUGAAGACAGCCGGCCUCGCCAGUCGCCACUCCGCCGCCAGCGCUGACCACGGCAGCAGCAUGAACCUCGACUGGGGGUACGCCGAGGAGAAUGGGCCGGACACGUGGGCCAGCAAGUUCCCGCAGGCGGCGGGCAGCCGGCAGUCGCCCGUGGACAUAGUGACCACCCGGGUGUCCACCGACAAGACGCUGAGGGCGCGGCCGCUGUCCUGGCGCUACGUGCCGGACAACUGCAGGCAGCUCUCCAACACCGGCCACGGCUGGAAGGUGGACGUGCUGGGCUACGGCUCGGAGCUGACCGGCGGCCCGCUGACGGAGAAGCACACCCUGGAGCAGUUCCACGCCCACUGGGGCGUCGACAGCAGCCAGGGCUCCGAGCACACGGUGGACGGCCGCGCCUUCGCCGGCGAGCUCCACUUCGUGCACUGGAACAGCCUCAAGUACAAGACGUUCGCCGACGCGGCGAGCCAGCCGGACGGCCUGGCGGUUCUGGCGGUGCUGCUCCAGGUGGGCGAGACCCACUCCGAGCUCCAGAAGCUGGUGGACCUGAUACCGGAGGUGAUCUACAAGGGCCAGAAGGUGGCCAUCAACUCGCCCAUCGACCCGGCCAAGUUCUUUGCAGACUGCCACGGCUACUGGACAUACCAGGGAUCCUUGACGACCCCGCCGUGCAAUGAGAGCGUCACCUGGAUCGUCUUCAAGACACCCAUCCAGGUCUCGGAGGAGCAGCUGUCCGUGUUCCGCACGCUGCGAUGCUACGAGGAGCACGAGGAGUGCCCCUGCAACGAGCUGCAGGGGCUGCUGGUGAAGAACUUCCGGCCGCCACUGCACCUGGGCAACCGCGAGCUGCGCGAGUGCGCUUCCGCUUAGUGGCGUCCCCGGUCCCGUAGUCACCCCGGCCUGGCCGUAGCCACCACCACCCGUACAACAGCACCACUUCCAUAGAGCAGGCUCGGGAGCCGUGCCCACUGCACCUGGGCAACCGCGAGCUGUGCGAGAGUGCCUUCACGUAGUCGUGUCCCCGGUCUUGUAGUCACCCUGACCCGGCAGUAGUUGCCUCCACCACAGCACAACACCCGCAACAUGCCGUCUCUACUGAGCAGGCUCAGGAGCUGUGCCUCAGCCGUAGUCACCCCGGCCCGGCAAUUAGUAGCCUCCACCCGUACAGCACUGCACCCGUGUGAAGCCACUCAAGUGUCGCAAAGUGCAAGAACCAGCCAUCCAGCCCUUCAUUCCAGCAAUACAGCUUUACUUGUUACCCAGGACUUUUUGAUUUGCAGAUAACAUGGUGACACAAUAUUGUAAAACGACUACAGUUCAUGGAAAUGCUACCAUUUUGCAGCUAUAAAUUCGUCUGUGAUAUAACUAUUAUAUAGGUAAUGUUAAUAACAUAAAAUAUGUAAUAUUAAAAAUUUAUUUAAGGAAAUGUACAUAGUUAUUUUGUGAAGCAGGUUACUUUUAUAGCCAUUGCGAGGCUCAAAGAAAGUGCCUUAUGUAACAGUGACAUGGCUGGGAAAACUUAUUCGAGAGCUGUAGCGCCCUCGAAACAUUCACUCACUCCAAGGUAUUAACAUCCUGGACAACAACCUUUCCUAAGAUUUUAACUGAAUUUCAUAGAUUCGAUUUAAAAUAUUAAUCCCUACACAGAGUUCAAAAAGUAGAUUUUUCUUUAGCCUUGUUUAUUCCAUUUUAAAUGUGAUAACUUACAUGCAUCUAAACUGUAAUCUUUUUUUGCAUAAAAGUUAGCAUUACAGAGACAUUCCCACAGUGUACAUGCCAAAACAACUAUCACCGUCAUUUACUUAGCAAUGUCUCUGCAACGCCACAAUAAAUGUUGCGAAAGUCGAAUCCAGGACCUCUUUAACCCGUUGGAGAAAUGCUGCCAGAAUAAUGAUGUGCUAUUUUAAAUGCAAACACACCCCGUAGUUAAGGUUGUCUGAUUUGGCAGCAGUGAAAAUGCUUGGGCAUGAACUAUUAAAGGUUGUAGUGAGAAAUUUCGUGAAUUGUUCCAGCCUGACAGGGUCUGAUGCUUGCAUACCGGUGCCUUUUUUCGUGAAACUGUUACCGUGGGAGUUUACUGUUGGAACAAAACCAAUAUGGCUCUAAUUGAAAUACAACUAGAUAUAACCAUAUAACCCUCGAGUGUUAACCAGAUAAAUAUAAAUACGUAAACAAACAGUACCUAUUGCUUAACCUCCCAGUCGAGAUACUUGUUAUUUGAGAUGAGAUAAGAAUACUUUACAUAAAUAUAGAUUUUUAGUUGGUGAAUACUCUGUUGUGUGUCCUUGUUUGUUGUUAAGAAGGCAGCUAUGCAUUUACUAAUGUUAAGUUUGUGAGUUUAGUCUAGACGAGAGGAAGCUCAUGGCAGGCCAUGAACCAAUCUUGUUCAUAUUAAGGUUAUAUUAUUAUUAUUACGUUAUGGUAUUUUUCAUUAUCAGUAGAUUUUGAAAAUGGUGCUACUAAUACCUAUAUAUUCUCAUACAAAUUUCUGAAAGAAUACAUACAUGUCAUGUGAAAGAAAAGGCAGGAUAUUAAAAAAGUGCAAUUUUAUGUAUUAGUCAAAACAAUGUAGUGCAUACUUUCUUGUAUGUGUUAACUUGUAAACACAAUUGCAAAAUGGAAUCAUGUGUGUGGAAAAUAAAACCAAAUAUUUAAAAA
This is a messenger RNA of Bacillus rossius redtenbacheri, 2922 nucleotides long. It is a transcript of the gene CAH1, whose product is annotated as carbonic anhydrase 13. The transcript is spliced from 8 exons. Gene Ontology annotation, molecular function: zinc ion binding; carbonate dehydratase activity. The coding region runs from base 325 to 1134 and encodes 269 amino acids. NCBI's taxonomy places the organism in Eukaryota, Metazoa, Arthropoda, Insecta, Phasmatodea, Bacillidae. The record is from RefSeq and is a predicted model, not a curated record.